This is a messenger RNA of Pangasianodon hypophthalmus (striped catfish), 7662 nucleotides long. Its product is annotated as unconventional myosin-XVIIIb. Gene Ontology annotation, cellular component: myosin complex. The record is from RefSeq and is a predicted model, not a curated record. Lineage: Eukaryota; Metazoa; Chordata; Actinopteri; Siluriformes; Pangasiidae. The transcript is spliced from 43 exons. Gene Ontology annotation, molecular function: cytoskeletal motor activity; protein binding; ATP binding. The coding region runs from base 963 to 7355 and encodes 2130 amino acids.
UUUACAUGCCUCAUAAUGAGAGUUGCAGUAGUGAAGCAGUGUUAUUAGUGACUAAUUUAUACUGGCCAGCCAGAGGCAGUAAAAAUGCCUCCUAUUCCUGUACCACUGUCUGUGGGUAAUCGGUAUAAGUUCUAAAUAAUUCAAUCUCUCAAACCAAAGUAAAAUAUUAACUUUAUUUUUUAUUCAGUUGUCUUGAAAAUGUGCUGCUUCUUCCAUCUGAUAUGUUAAGUAAUCUGUUAUUUUGGUGCUUUUUGUCAUGCUCUUUGUAUGAACCUUUUUCUCUGUCAUCCUUGCUUUUUCCCCUCUUGCUAGCACUCUACCCAAUCCUAUCCUAAGGGAUCUGCCGUGUCUGAGGCUCCUCCUCCAGCCUGUUCCUCACAGCUGAGUUUGUCCGUCACAACAGCCAGCAGGAUCACUGGGGUUGUUUUCUUUUUCUCUCCAUUGCUGGUAUCAAAGGACCAUAGUUUAGACAUCUCGAGUUAUCACCAAUUUGGGGCAAAAAACUGCUCAGUUUUAUCAAGUUUCCUGUUUAAAGUGAAACAAUACACAAAAAGACCUUUUUUUAAUCAUAUUACAAAGCUGUUUCUGGUCAAGCUAAAGCUUCCCAAACAGGGUAGUAUGUUUAUGCCACCAUACUUACUGAGAUAUUUAUAGCAGGGUCUUGUGUUAACUCAGCUGCUCUGCUUAUCUGUGUGUGCAUGCACUCAUGGCUGUGCCACUCUUAUUUCAGUCUAGCUGUGCCUCUCAGUGAGUGACAGUGGGACUGUGUGCCUUGUGCUUGGCUUUAAAAUUUUCAGAAUUUAACGAACAAAACUUAAGUUGGACUUUUUUUUUUCCCCUCAACUCUUCAAAGGAAGCCUUUACAAGGUCCACAGUAAGACUGUUACAUUAUUUCACCCAUUUUCUUCACAACACCAAAGAGCACACCUGGCUGAAUUGUGUUUGUGUGGCUCCUGUCCACAAUGGCACUGUCGUCACGCUUAAAACUUUGGGAGCAGAAGAUCAAGGAUGAGAAGAAGCCGGCGGCGGCUACUCAACCUCCCCCUCCUCUUUCUGUUGUACCCGGUGGAUUCCUUAAGCAGCUUGUGAGAGAGACAGAGAAGGAGACAAGGCUGAAAGAACCCGAACUCAAGGAAGAGAAGGCGCCAAGCAAACUAAGCGAGAACCUAGUCCAGCAGUUCCUGCUUCCAGAUCAAACUCCACCCAUCUUGGAGGCAGAGAUGGCCCUCAGGGCAGAGCAAAUGGUCAAUGCUGCCCUGAAAGAGAGAAAAAUAUCCUCCGCAAGAGAGAUCCUGAGUUCAGACUCCAUGAACCAGAAAGACGACUUCAGAGUCAGUACACCAGAGGCCAAUGACCAUAAACAAGAGAAUGGCUGUAACCUAUCAAAGUUUCCAGAGGUGUCAAUAGAGAAAGAGAAUCUGAAAGAACAAGCAAAGGCACGACUGGAUGUGAAAGAGGUUAAGGAAGACAAGAUCAGAGAAGUGAGGCAAGAGCCAGAGGGGCAGCUUGCUGAUAGCACCCUAACAGAGGAACCCAAGAAACCUGUGAGGGAUGUCUGGUAUGAAGCUGGUACAGUGUGGUACACACAUAAAAAUGGCUUCACCCUUGCCACUCAGCUGAAGCCAGAUGAGGGCACACCUGAGCUCCCUUAUGGGAAAGUAAGGGUUCGACUCCACACAGAUGGCUCUGUACACGAUGUCACACAGUACGAGAUCGAAAAGGUGAACCCACCAGAGCUGGACCUGUGUGAGGACUUGAGCCAAUUAGUGAGUGUGAAUGAGUCAAGCAUUCUGCACACUCUGGCAGGCCGAGCCAAAGCCCACAUGGCCCUAACACAUGCUGGGCCAAACCUGCUGGCCCUCUGGCCUCCUUUAGCACCACUUGGCAAGGGGCUGCGAACCCAUCACUGGGACACAUGGGAAGCUCCUGCUCCUCUGCAAGCACUGGUCAAGAAGGUUUAUAUGUCUAUGGUGGGCCAUAGGAGGGAUCAGAGUGUGGUGGCUCUGGGUCGCAGUGGCACAGGAAAGACCACCUUGUGCCAGGCUUUUGCCCGGGAACUUCUCAAACAUGCUGGCACAGCAGGAAAUAACUUGACCUUGGAGCGUCUCCAGGCCGUGUUCACUGUGCUGCACUCUUUUGGCUGUGUAAGCUCUCAUCACAGCGAGGCCUCCAGCCGAUUUGCCAUGGUGCUUUCUCUGGACUUCAACCAUAAAGGCCUUGCAGCUGCAGCACACCUUCAGACCAUGAUGCUGGAGAAGUGGAGGGUUUGCCAUAGACCUGAGGGAGAGAGCAACUUCUUAAUCUUCUCCCAGAUGCUGGCAGGACUCAGUGCUGAAAUGAGGACGGAGCUACAGCUUCACCAGUUACCAGAGAACAACAUAUUUGGCAUCACUUGCCCCACCAAGGUAGAUGAGAAGCAGAGGGCUACAGUGGAGUUUGGAAGACUCUUAGCAUCCAUGAACACGCUUGGCUUCUCACCUGAUGAACAGCGGGCCAUUUGGCAUGUUCUGGCUGGAAUAUACCACCUGGGCAUGGCUGGAGCAUGCAAAGUUGGGCGAAAGCAGUUCAUGAGUUUUGAGAGUGCUCAGGUUGCCAGUGCUGUUCUUGGCUGUGAGGGAGAAGAUCUUCACACUGCAGUAUUCAAACAUCACCUAAGGCAGCUACUGCAGAGGGCCACUGGAGCCAACAGAGAGCGCCACCUAGCAGAGGAACAAGAGGAAGGUCCUAAACUGAGUGCAGCUCAAUGUGUGGAGGGCAUGGCGUCUGGUCUCUAUGAAGAGCUGUUUACUGCCAUUGUAUCUCUGAUUAAUAGAGCUCUGUGCUCCCAGCAGCUAACACUAGGCUCUGUGACUGUGGUAGACACACCAGGUAUACGCAACCCCAGACACAGUGGGAAAGACAGGGCUGCUGGCUUCUCUGAGUUCUGCCAUAACUACCUACAAGAAAGGCUUCUGGAGCACCAUUUCACACACACCUUCACUAAUUUUCUUGACAGAUACACACAGGAGAGAGUGUCUGUAGAUUUUGAGCCCCCUGAGGAGAGUCCUCAAAAAGUGGUGUGUGCUGUAGACCAACCAGGAUUGCAGGUUCGAGGGCCAGAGGGCGACACUCGUGGCCUUUUUUGGGUUUUAGAUGAGGAGGUAGUCAUGCCCAGUUCUUCUGAGAACACUGUUCUGGAGAGGAUAUGUCAUUACUUCAGUGAUACAGUGCGUCUGUGUGAACAGCCUCUACAGUGCGAGAUUGCUCAUCUAUUGGGCUCUGACCCGAUUCGCUAUGACCUAUCUGGCUGGUUUGGUCUGGUCCAAAAUAACCCCUCUGCCCUCAAUGCCAGCUCCAUUCUGCAGAACUCCUCUAUUCAUGUAGUAAAGGCUCUGUUUGCUCCACGGGCCUCGGUUCCUCCUUUGUGUCGUGGUUUGGGCGGUGUUGAAGGAGGCUCACAUCGCUUUCUGGAGAGAAGUGGGAGUGUGCGCAAGACCUUCACUGGAGGAAUGGCUGCUAUGAGGAGAUACUCAAACUGCAUUUCUAUUAAACUACAAGUGGAUGCUCUGAUAAACCUGAUUCGUCGUGCACAGCCAGUUUUCCUACAGUGUCUCAGUGCUAAGUUCGAUGGUGGUGGCUUUGAUGUUCCUGCAUUACGCACCCAGCUGCACUCAACUCACUUACUACCUGCUUUGCAACUGUAUCGUACAGGCUACCCUGAUCAUAUGUCUCUGAGUGAUUUCCGCUGCCGCUUCCAGGCGCUGUCUCCUCCUGUAAUGAAACGCUAUGGCUCCGUCUUUAUCACUCCAAAUGAGAGAAAGGCGGUGGAGGAAUUAUUGAUCGAAUUGGAUCUGGAUAAGAAGAGUAUUGUUUUGGGAGCAAGCAAGGUGUUCUUAAAACGUGGUGUGUUGAGAUCGCUGGAUGUGCAAAGGGAUGGCUUGGUCAAUAACUGGCUGGUGCAGAUGCAGGCCGCAUGUCUGGGGCAUUUGGCAAGGCAGAAAUACCGCCGCUUGAAGGUGCAACAGAUGGCCGUGAGAUGUAUCCAGCGAAAUGUCCGUGUUCUGGAUAGAGUUGCCACCUGGAGCUGGUGGAAAUUACUGUGUAGAGUGCGUCCCCUGCUGGAUGUCAAUAUAGACGAACACAAGGUCCAGGCCAAAGAGGAUGAGAUCAGUAUACUGAGAAGCCGACUAGAGAAGUCUGAGAAGGAACGGAAUGAACUCAGACAGACUACAGACAACCUGGAGACCAAGAUAAUGGCUGUGGUAUCUGAGCUGAGUGAUGAGAGGUUUUGGGGAGAGGCUGUGAGUCAGGCCUUAGACACAGAGAGAGCAGAGAGACUUCGUCUCACCAAGGAAAACAAGGAGUUACAGGAUCGUUUGGAUCAGAGUAAAGUUACUGUGGAGGCACUAGAGAAGCAGCUGGCUGAGGAGAAGCAGAGAGCCAAAAGCAAAGAGACACUAAGUGGCAUGGCUACAGAGGGUGAACUACAGCUGCAGUUGGAUUGUGCACAGACAGAAGUGGAGUUUCUACGCAGACGUUUGCGUCAGACAGAGGAGAGGUUUGAAGCUGAGAAAGAGGCACGAGAACUUUUGGACACCAAGGUUUUGGAGCUGCAAGUCCAGCUGGAACAGUCAAAGCGCACGGUCACAGAGCUGAAGCGGCACUGUCGGCAUGUGACUUCUGACCUGCAAGAUGCCUGUGUGCUUAUGGACAGCUUGCAGGCGCGUACUCAUGACCUGGAUAGGAAGCAGAGGAGGUUUGACAGCGAGCUUACCCGGGCUCUAGAGGAAGCAGAUAAUGAGAGAGAGCAAAAGGACAAGGCCAUCCAGGAGAAUAUAACUGUGGGGGCAGAGAUCUUUUCCCUGCAUCGGGCUUUGAAGGAGAGUCAGUUGGAGGUAGAACAUUUGCAGAAUCAAAAACAAGAGCUGUGUGCUCAGAUCCGAGACCUGACUGUGCCCCUGAACCUUGGCUCCGACUCGGUGCCUGAGCUGAAGAAACAACUACGUGAACUUGACAGCAGAGAUAAAGAGCGUGCUCAGGAGCUUGCCAGUAUGACAGCUAAAAUUCAGCAGCAGGAACAGAUACAUUUGCGCUUUGAGAUCGAGAUGGAGAGAAUGAAGCAGAUCCAUCAGAAGGAGCUGGAAGACAAGGACGAGGAACUAGAGGAUGUGCAGAAGUCUUCACAGAGACGGCUCAGGCAGUUAGAGAUGCAGCUGGAACAAGAGUAUGAAGAAAAGCAGAUGGUGGUGCAUGAGAAACAUGACUUGGAAGGACUGAUUGCAACUCUGUGUGAACAGGUGGGCCACAGAGAUUUUGAUGUGGAGAAGCGACUCCGUCGAGACCUGAAGCGUACCCAUGCUCUGCUCAGUGAUGCCCAGCUGCUACUGUCCACCAUGGAGCAAACCGGGCAGUGCCAGGCCCCAGGUACCAAGGAGCAGUUGGAGAGGCUACAGUGUCAGCUGGAGGAAAGUGAGGCACGGCGUUUAGAGGCUGAGAGUGUGCAGAAAACUCUUGCCAUGGAGCUGGAGAAUGCUCAGCUGGAGCUGGAGAGCAUCUGCAAACACAAGAGCCUGGUAGAUGAACAGUUGACUCAGCUGCAGCAUGAGAAAGCUGACUUCCUGAAGAGGCUGGAGGAAGACCAGGAGGACCUCAAUGAGCUCAUGAAGAAACACAAAGCCCUUAUUGCUCAGUCUUCUAGUGACAUCACUCAGAUACGGGAGCUGCAGGCAGAGCUGGAAGAAGUAAAGAAGGAAAGGCAGAGUCUACAGGAGCAGCUGCAGACAACUGCAGCACACUUGCAGUUCCUGGAGUCGUCCACAGUGGCCCGGAGUAUUGUGAGCAAGCAGGAGGCACGUGUGUGUGACCUGGAGAACAAGCUGGAGUUCCAGAGAGGCCAGGUCAAGAGAUUUGAGGUUCUAGUUCUGCGUCUGAGGGACAGUGUGGUGAGGAUGGGUGAGGAGUUGGAGCAGUCUGCUCAGGCUGAGGCAAGAGAGAGAGAGAACUCGCAUUACUACCAGCAGAGGCUGGCAGACAUGAGACUAGAGAUGGAGGAUCUAAGCCUCAGAGAGCAGGAGAGUAGCCGUCGGCGGAUGGAGCUGGAAAUGCAAGUGGAGGAGCUUAGUGCAGUGCGUCAGACUCUACAAGCUGAUUUGGAGACAUCAAUCCGACGUAUCGCUGAUCUACAGGCUGCCCUAGAGGAGGUGGAGUCAAGUGAUGAAAGUGAUACAGAAAGUGUACAGACUGCUGUGGAGUCCAUCUCUAGAAAGAGAGAAAUGGACAACACAUCCAGCUUGGGCUCCAGCAUUGGCACAGAGGACACUGGUAACGGCAUUCAGCACUGGCUGGGGGUGCCACGUGGGGGUCACAAGGGUCGUGGAGGUGGAGUCUCUUCAUAUGCUGGAAGUACCACUAGCCCCCAGUCAGUCACAGACACAAUGAGCACCUAUAGCUUCAGAUCAUGUUCUCAGGAAUUGGAGGAUGAUCUUGCUGAAGGCUCUAGAAUUCUGCCUAGGGCAUCAUCCUCAACUGCAUUAUCUGAGCUAUUGGAGGGCUUACGUAAAAAGCGGGCUGGGUGGGGCAAAAGCUCAGAGGCGGAUGAGGGUAGUACAGUAUCACUACCCAUUUCCCAGCCCACAGCAGCCUCCAGCCUGCGUCGCCGAGCCUUCACCCUCUCCCCAGACACAAAUGACAGCCUGGAGGAAGCAGUGCGUCCGGGAAUCCUGAAAGUGUCCAGCUCUCUGCUGCCCCAUGCUUCCAGCCUGCGCUCCCUGUCCGAAUCCACGCCAUCUGCCCCCUCAACCACGUCCACUAUGAGCAAGGUAAACCGCAUUGGCUCCUGUGACUCCCUUACAUCAGUGCGGUCCUCCAUGCAAAUCUCCAACCUCUCUAUCCCAGAGGAAUGGGAGGGGGAUCCUGGUGCCAAAACCCUGCCUGCCCUAGGCACCCAUCAACCAGUCCGCCACCAGCUGUUUAGGGGUCUGGCUGCUGAAGGUGGUGGUGAGGCCCUACUUGGGUCAGAACCACUUGUCUUUCAGAAUCGGCGUCUUCUAGGAAAUCUUGAAGCUGACAAAGAAAGAGUUAGAAGCGAUUUAGGGGACGCCAACUCAGACAUUGUCCCAGCAAUCCGUAGAUCACAGUCUAUAAGCAGCUUAGCAAGUAGCAGCUCCAGAGGGGGUCAGCGUCGUGCCCUAAGUGUGCACUUUGGAGAGCUGCCACCUUCCAGGGCAUUGUGCAAGGAUUCAGAUUCAGACUCUUCUGAUUCUGAAGGCUCUCAGCACCGGAUUGGCCCACAUGAAAAGAGGCUAGAGGCAGAAGGAAGUGAGGGAGAUGUCAAUUCAGUGAUGAAAAAAUAUCUGAGGAAAGCUGAGGUUGACUGAAUAUAAGGAAUUGAGUGAGGACUUUUCCCUUCAUGGUGGACAUUUUAUUACAAAUUCUAGCAGUGUGGAAAGAAAUUAUUCAAAAACACACUAGUUCUGUAAAAAUAAAUACAUAACUUACCUUUUAAUCAAAAUUUUCAUGACUAGAUUCAGUUAUUAGGUGCUGCUGAUGUUCUUUUACACGUGAGAAAAGACAAGUAGUCAUUCUACCCAGAAUGCAAUCACAUACAUUGCUGAAGGUGGAAGCACAAUGAAUAUGCUGCACAUUCUACACUGUACACAUGAAUAAAGGAUUUUAAUGAAACAA